Molecule: messenger RNA, 583 nt
Organism: Vanessa tameamea
Lineage: Eukaryota; Metazoa; Arthropoda; Insecta; Lepidoptera; Nymphalidae
Product: flexible cuticle protein 12-like
Exons: 3
Coding region: 115-435 (106 amino acids)
Cellular component (GO): chitin-based extracellular matrix
Molecular function (GO): structural constituent of chitin-based larval cuticle
Source: RefSeq, a predicted model, not a curated record
UGUCACAACACGGCCUUGCCGUACGAGAAGACUCAGUAUAAAUAGUCAGCAUCUUCAACAGGUGAGCAUCAUUCGUUCGAUUGCUUUGUAGUCAAACACACUAAAAACUUCAAAAUGAAAUCGUUCAUUGUUCUCGCUCUCUUCGUGGCCGUCGCCAUCGCCGCUCCUGCCACCCCUGAUGGCGAUGCUCAAAUCGUCAAGUACGAAAGCGACAACAUUGGAGUCGAAGGCUACUCAUACUCUGUUGAUACCAGCAACGGCAUUUCUCAGAGUGAAAACGGUGUGGUGAAGAACCCAGGAACUGAAGGCGAGGCUCUCGAAGUCCGCGGCGAGUACUCCUACCCCGGUCCAGACGGCGUUGUCUACCGCGUGAGAUACAUCGCCAACGAGUUGGGUUUCCAGCCUGAAGGCGAUCACUUACCCAAAGCGGUUUAAACCACCUUUAAUAAUCCAUACAUCUAGUCCAAAAUACUCGUCCUCUGACCUCUCCCUACUUUCCUCGUUAAGAAUCAAUCGUUCAAGCGAUUCUGUGAUAUGAUCCCGAUUUUGUAUAUUUGUUAAUAAACAAUUACGUUUUAAUUUA